Messenger RNA from Arachis ipaensis, 1930 nucleotides. The record is from RefSeq and is a predicted model, not a curated record. Lineage: Eukaryota; Viridiplantae; Streptophyta; Magnoliopsida; Fabales; Fabaceae.
UUCUCGGUCUGCCGACAAACGGAGUUCCGGUUACAGGACCAAUGAUGAGUAGUUUCGAGGCCAUGGAGGCCGAGUGAGGGACUGUAGAGGAAGCUUUAUAAAACUGACGUGGUUUAGGGGUUUGAAGGAUCGCAUAGUGUUGACUGAUGAUAUUCAGAUUCAGAGGUAUGUCAAGUGUCACAUAAUGUUGUUAUUUGGGACAAUUCUGUUUGGUGACAAGUCUGGUGCAGCGGUGCAUUGGAAAUUUCUGCCUUUGCUCUGUGACUUUGCGGGGAUCAUACAGUAUAGUUGGGGUUCGGCAUGCCUCGCGCACAUGAACAGAUCAUUGUGUAGGGCAACCCGUGUCGACUGCAAGGAGAUCGAUGGUCCGCUUACACUUUUGCUUGCUUGGGCUUGGACCCGUCUCCCAUUUCUUGCCCCGAUUCCUGGCAAUCCCCGAGUGUUUCCGAUCGCAAACAGGUGGCGCAACUGGGAGCGUGAGAAUUUUGCUUACCGAUAUAAUACGCUUGCGCACUACAGGAGGUUGCUAGAUGAUUUGCAAGAAGGACAUGUAUGUUGUAAACUACUAGUAGUUGCUUUAGUUUGAUACAUGAAUUAAUUGUUGUGUAGUCAUUUGAUAGUCACGAUGUGUCCAGUUUGUGUGGCAGGCUUAUGGCAUUGACUUCAUUGAGCCGGACGUGGUUCUACUAGACAUCCGUCAACAUUCAGUUGUUUGGAGUGCAACAGUGCCGCUAAUAUCUUUCGAAUGUAUCGAGUGGCAUUCAUCCGAUCGAUUCAGGAGGCAAUUUGGUUUGAUCCAGGACGUUUCUACUCAAGAACGGGACCUAGGCACAUCACACGGGGAAGUUCUAACUGGACCUAAGAAUCAAGACUGGUCCAACACCCACUCUUUUUGGAUUAUGCAAUGGACCAAUCGGUAUAGUCAUGUUCUAGCUAAUGACUUAGUGCCCUUACAGUAUCCUUUGGAGAUUUAUAUGCAUUGGUACCGUGGAGCAUUCGGUGCCCACUUGCAGAUAUCGGACCUCGUAUUUCAAGAGGAUCCAGAGGGUCCUCCAGUUCAUAAUCAGGAGGAACACCAACAAGAACCGUCUGCACUGCCACCGCACCCGCCGUCGACACCGCCACCGCCACCGCCACCGGUCCAACAGGAGGUUCAGUGUGGUAUGGAGUAUGUGCCGCAAACACAUCCAUCAGAUUAUUUUACACAGUCAGUCCCGUUACAUCAAGAGUAUUGGAGUGGUACACAAGCUGAUGCAGGGGAACAAGCCUCAUUUAGCCAGCUGCUUGGUUUCAUGGCUCCAGGGCCAGGGUACUCACAUUCAGGAAAUGUUCAUGACAUACCCACGGACCAGUUGGCGCAUCCGACUGGGAUUACUCCACGUAGGAUGUCAUUCGAUUCGAUGCCUCAAGUUCACACUUCCUCUGAAAAUUCUGGAGCUAGAAUGUCUGUUGACUCGUCUAAGAGUACUGGUGCCACGAGAGGGAUCUUACAGAGUGGACUUGAUAGGCGUAUUUCAAUGACUCUAAUUCAGGAGACCAAUAAUGCAGUUGAUAAUGACACUGAUAAGUACCUGGUAGAUAAUCCGGAUAGUGAUGAGGAUGAGGAUGAUGACGAGGACGAAGAUGAAGACCAUGGUGGUGAUCCCGAACCUAGUACGGGUACCACUACAAGUGAAAAGGGAAAAGGCUACAACCUUAGAACCGAUCCUCCACGCAGGAGCGUUACUCGGUAUACCCCAUCCGCUUUUAACAGGGUUGCAAAGAAGUGCAAAAAGUUAUUCAAGGAUGUGAAGUCGGCAAUGAAAAAAUAAUGUUUGGUGUUGUUUACUUUGUUAAUUAGGUUAUUGUUACUAUCAUGGUUUCAAUGUCUGUAUCGAGUAUGUUAGUUAGGUUAUUGUCACUAUUAUGGUUUCAAUGUGUGUAUGGAGUA